UGUGGCGAUCGUCUCAGUCGUCUGCAAACGUUCGCGCUUGCCAGGGUUUUGUUUGAAAGUCGUCAAUGAAAAAGCAAAUCCGUUGCUGCCACAAGCAGACAUGUGUGGGUUUGAAACGUGCGAAAGUGUUUCUCUCAUGUGCGACUGCGGCGGCAGUGUAGUUUCUGGUCGUGGCGCAUGAUAUGCCGCAGGUACAUCAACAUGAAGAUGGUGCAGUGUGCCGGGUGCGACCGUCCCAUCUUGGACAGGUUCCUUCUCAACGUGCUGGACCGCUCGUGGCACGCCAAAUGCGUACAGUGCUGCGAGUGUAGAUGCAACCUGACCGAAAAGUGCUUUUCCAGGGACGGCAAGCUCUUCUGUAGGAACGACUUUUUCAAGCGCUUCGGGACGAAGUGCGCCGGCUGCGCUCAAGGCAUUUCACCGACGGACCUUGUUCGACGGGCGCGUAGUAAGGUGUUCCACCUGAAGUGCUUCACAUGCCUGGUGUGUCGCAAGCAACUUUCGACGGGCGAAGAACUUUACGUCCUCGACGAGAACAGAUUCGUCUGCAAAGACGACUACCUCUCACGACAGCCUCCCAACCACCUCAAUACGUCAGGAGGCGGCUACCAGAUGUACUGCGGCGUAGGUGGUCCACUGGACAAAUCGGACAAGUGUCUCAAGUCCCCGUUCAGCCCCUGGGGUCCUCCCAUUAGGCCAUGCCAUAUCCCGGCCCCCUACGCAAUGCUGGGAUCGGCUUCUCCGGGCUGUGAGACGGCAUUAGACCUCGACGAGACGAACGACAGCAGCACGGGUGGUGGUGGCCCUCCUGUGCCUUCGGGGCCUCCAGACUCCGACCUCCUGCUCAGAGACCACGAACGGGACUCCAGCUCAGAACGGGACCUCUCCCUCGCCUCCGCCGCCGUCUCUCCCCAGGCACCGCCUGCGUCACUAGGGCCAUCGCCGCCAUCAGCGAAAGGUGUUCCCCCAACGAGGCCGGAUUCCGGCGGCGGGGGUUCCGGUCCGGAUUCCGGGGGCGGCGGGGGUGUGGGUGGGGGUGGCGACGAGGCUCAGGGCGGCACGAAACGCCGGGGACCCCGCACCACCAUCAAGGCGAAGCAGCUGGAGACGCUCAAGGCGGCCUUCGCGGCCACGCCCAAGCCCACCCGACACAUCAGGGAGCAGCUGGCGCAGGAGACAGGGCUCAAUAUGAGGGUCAUACAGGUAUGGUUUCAGAACCGCCGUUCAAAAGAGCGUCGAAUGAAGCAGCUCAGCACCCUGGGGGCCCGGCGGCAUUUCUUCCGGAGUCCCCGAAGAGUGAUGCGUUCCCUUCGCCCGGGAAUGUCACCCGACGGUCUGGAUGACUCUCCCGAAAUGGGACCCGGCCCAAACUCCGCCUUCGGCUACUUCUCAGACUCAAGCAACCCGGCGGACUUCGGGUACGGGGCCCAGGCGGGUUUCUAUGAUUUCUUCCCUGGCCAGCAGCCCCCUCCGCCGCCGGGAGAGGGUGGACUCGGGGGAUUUCCACCGCAGGGAGCGAACCCUACUUCGGCCCAGUCGAUGGACCAGCACCCGAACGGACCAGGUAGAUGGAGCGUGAACCUCGGCGCAGAUGCUCCAUACCUCCAACCGGCGGGUGGACACGACCCUCCGCGUUCCAGUCCCGACUCCGUGCUCAGCCUCCCUGGGGCGGAGCCCUACGGCGCUCCACCGAGGCAGGACAACGGCUUCGCCCCGCUCACCCACCCUCCAAUCAGCGAAACGCCAGUCUGGUGACGUUGCACCAAUCGAAGAUCUACUCCGCGCCCCACGUGACUCCCUUCACCCAUACCUCCUCCUUCUCACCGCACCUCCUCCUUCCACAAAGAGAGAGAGAGAGAGAGAAAAAAAAUCCCAAGAUCAAAAAGUUGUGCCGCGGUUCUAGAUUUUUUUUGCCGCCGCGUCUCUUGGGAGUGGAAGAAGCGGUUUGGAAUCUCUCCUCCUCACCACCACCACCACCGCCGCCGCCAUGCUUGUGGAAGAAGAAAGACGACAGUGUUUAUCAUACGGGUUUUUUUUUUCUUGCGGGCACGUCCUUUUUUUGUUCGUUCUUCUUUUCUUUUUUUUUUGUCUUCCUCAGAAUACUUGAAAAUCCACUCGCUCGCCGCUGUUAUUUAUUAUCGCUCGAAAAAAAAAAGAAAUAGACGCGCGUACGAGUGUUCUGUGUGAGAGUGCGCGCACGUGUGAGUGUCAGGUUACACGGACAAUGUUGCCAUUGAAGUGGGACAAAGAAAAAUAAAGGUGUUCGCUUAUCAGAUGACAAAAAAAAAAUCACAGAAAAUUACACAUUGGAUAAUGCAGUACCUUGUUCUUUCCCAGGUUUGUCUUCGCUGCAAAGUUGCGCAGUGACCCACAACUAUUUCUGUACAGAAACAUGUCACUCGCUCGCGUUUCAAAAAGUGUUUCGCAAACAUACUCCUUGGAUGGAGCGCAGAAGACCACCCACACAUGUAAAAAAACAGAAAUCGCUAAAUGCAUUCAUAGGAUAUAAACACAAAUAUAUAUAUAUAUAUAUAAAUAUAUACAUAAACACUCGUGUGCAUGUGAAGAGGAGAAUUGAACACUCGGUUGCCAAUGUGCUGUUAUGAAAAGUCUCGUGUUAAUAAAAAAAAACAUGCAAAGUGAAAGCGG
This is a messenger RNA of Ornithodoros turicata, 2649 nucleotides long. Its product is annotated as LIM/homeobox protein Lhx1-like. Gene Ontology annotation, biological process: regulation of transcription by RNA polymerase II; neuron differentiation. Gene Ontology annotation, molecular function: RNA polymerase II transcription regulatory region sequence-specific DNA binding; zinc ion binding; DNA-binding transcription factor activity, RNA polymerase II-specific. The record is from RefSeq and is a predicted model, not a curated record. The transcript has 8 exons. Gene Ontology annotation, cellular component: nucleus. Bases 178 to 1755 code for a protein of 525 amino acids. Lineage: Eukaryota; Metazoa; Arthropoda; Arachnida; Ixodida; Argasidae.